AGUCAUUCCUGCAGCUCGUGCUGCUCUCAUCACCUCUACCCAACCAUUCUUUUCUCGUAGUUAGUCUGCUUAAAGUAUUCAAAAUCUAUACGCACUCUUCACAUUUAAUCAGUGGUUUAUAAGAAUUACGUCGUAGUGGUGCUGCCGUGAAUAAUGUUUGUUGAAAUUCUUGUGUACGCGAACAUGAUGAACAACGCAUUUUUAUCCUUCCUUUGAAAUUAAGUGGUUACAAGCAUUUAUUUCAACGCCUAAGUGUCGUGAGUUCAGUUUAUGUGUGUUCCUGCUUUUAGUUGGUUCGUCAAACGUCCCAAAUAUAUAAUUUUCUAUUUCCAAUUAUCCUCCCCGAGUAAAUAAUCAAUUCGCGUGGUUGUCAUUUUUUUUUGCAUAUCAGGUCUGCCGUUGAGCGAUGAGCUAUCCAAAAGAUGACGAGCGACUUAUCUGCGACACUCCAACUUCGUCCGACAGGAAUAUUGGCAGUGAAAGCGAAUCUUUGUUCAGUAUCAAUACGUACUAUACACCCCAAACUCCAUGUGGACCAGGAACAUCUACAAGACAGGAUUCUCCUGAACCGUUUCCGUCGAGUAGAGAUACAGUGCCAGUUGGUGCCAUAGCUGUGUGGAAUGAUCUGCCUGAUCAAAUCAAGCAAGAUUCUACGUUUGCUAAUUUUCAAGAAGAUUUUGCAAUUCAGCAAAGUAAUAAUGCCCUAACUUCCGAUCAAACUGUUCCUGAGAUUGUCGUCACAAAAGAAGCCUCACUAUCACCGUUUCUUAGUCGACGUGCCAAUGAUUCAAAAUCAAAAAGUAAAUGUGUGGACGAAGACGAUGAAGCAGACUUGCCUAUGUCGUGGGUUCGCCGACUCACUCAAAUCGUUCUUUUUCUUGUAUGGGUGUUUUCUAUAACAAUACUGAUGUGCUCAAAGGAACAUCCUAAUGACAGUGAUUUGCACCAGUUAUCUGUCUCCCACGGAAAAUCAAAAAGUUUUCUAAUAUCCCAGAAUAUUGUUCUACAGGAGUUAAAAGUGGAAUUAUUUGGAGCAUUCAUACCAGAUGAUUAUGAAAGCCUGUCUAGCCGCAAGCUAAGUGUAUGGAUUGAACUACGCCAAUCUGUCAAAAAAUUGGAGAAAAAUAAUCCAAUGUACAUGCAGAAUUUAAGUAAAGUCUGGGAAGUACCACUUGUUUCUGAAGAAAUGCUGGAUACGGUUCCUGAAAUAAGCGUCACCAAGCUUUUUGAAUUUGAUGAGGUGGAUAAAGAGAUAUUUCAAAACAGUGAAGUGCGGCUUCAGCUUCAAACAGACCUAAAUGCCAGUUUUCCUGUCACCCUCACUGUCGAUUUGCAUCCCAUCAGACCGGAGGAUGGAAUUAUCUUUGCUGCUUUCAUUUUAUUUGGGCUGUACAUAUUAAUUAUGUUUGAGAUAGUACACCGAACAAUUGCUGCUGUCUUUGCGUCAACUCUAUCUAUUGCAAUUUUAGCUGCUCUAAAUGAGAGACCAACGGCUGCUGAGUUGAUAUCAUGGGUCGACGUAGAAACAAUCGUUCUUUUGUUUUGCAUGAUGAUUCUGGUCGCAAUCUUUGCUGAAACGGGUGUAUUUGAUUAUCUGGCUGUUUAUGCUUACAAGGUUACCAAUGGGAAAGUCUGGCCUCUAAUUAUCACUCUCUCUGGUUUUACGGCUCUCAUAUCAUCAAUUCUGGAUAAUGUCACAACAAUCCUACUUAUGACUCCUGUGACUAUCAGACUUUGUGAAGUAACAGAACUAAAUCCUGUUCCCAUAUUGAUGGCGGUGUUGAUUUACUCUAACAUUGGUGGAGGUUUGACACUUGUUGGUGAUCCGCCAAAUGUCAUAAUUGCUACAAACGCAAAAAUUGUAGCUGCGGGUGUCAAUUUUGGAAGUUACAUUUUACAUGCUGGCACAGGAUGUCUUAUUGUAAUGGUUGUCGUUCAUUUCCACUUGAGAUACAUUUUCCGCAAUACGAAUGAUCUUCGUUUCUCCGAGCCACAUGAUGUGCAAGAACUCCGGCAUGAAAUUGCAAUCUGGCAAAGAGCUGCUGCAUCGCUUUCCUCUUAUUCCAAAGAUGAAGAUCUGGUUCGUGAAACUCUUAUGAUUAAAGUCAGAAGAUUGUUGGGUGAAUUGAAAACAAAGCUUCUCACUGGAAGUUCGGCUAUUCCAAAUUACAAAACAAACCUCCAGGAACUUCAAGAAAAGUACCCGAUACGAGACAGGAAACUCCUCAUAAAGUCAGGAUUCACCCUGCUCUUUGUCAUCACUUUAUUCUUCUGCCAUUCGAAUUUCAAGCUGAAUCUCUCUCUUGGAUGGUCAGCUCUCUUUGGAGCAGCCCUCCUGUUCAUUUUAGCAGAGAAAGUAGAUUUGGAAGGAGUGCUUGCCCGAGUCGAGUGGUCGACAUUAUUGUUUUUUACUGCCCUUUUCGUUUUAAUAGGUGCUCUGUCUCGUCUAGGCUUAAUUGAAUGGAUUGGUCACCAAACGGAACUGUUCAUCUUGGGUGUGGACAAAGAAUCGAGGCUUGCUGUUGCCAUUGUGCUGAUCCUGUGGGUCUCAGCAAUUGUUUCUUCAUUCGUUGAUAAUAUUCCUCUGGCAUCCAUGAUGGUUCACAUAAUCACAGGGCUGUCUCAAAACAAAGAGCUCGGGUUACCUCUCCAACCGUUGGUUUGGGCAUUGGCAUUGGGCGCCUCUUUUGGCGGUAAUGGCACACUAAUAGGAGCAUCUUCUAACAUGGUCUGUGCUGGAGUGGCUGAGCAACAUGGAUAUCGAAUUUCUUUCAGUGAAUAUUUAAAAAUUGGCUAUCCAGUUAUGCUUGUGAGUGUAGUCGUCUCAACUAUCUACCUGUACAUUGCACAUGUCAUUUUUGCAUGGCACUGAUUUUUUUCUGUGAUUCUGUAAUUUUAAGAAAAUUAUUUUUUCUGUUGAAUUAGGUAUGUUUUAAGAUUAUCUUACAAAAACUUAAGAAGGUCUAAACCUCGAGAGUAGAUUUUAUGAAAUUGAGAGGUGGAACCUCUUGAUUUUUUUAGUGGACUACUAGUUCUAUCCCCACUUUUAGCUUUUAAGGGGUGAAGAAGUUUAAUUCCCGAAAAAUUCAAUCCUUGAAUCUAACUGGUCUUUUCUUUUUUUACUUCAGAAAAUCAAUAGGGGAAGUAAUCAGAAUAUUUUUCACAGACUUUUCCUCAAGUAUUUAUGGCUUGAUUUUGCGAGGAAAAUGUUAAUAGAGUGAAGGAAAUCGACUCUUUUACACAAACUAGCCCUUAACUCUUUUAUUUUUCUUUGCUAUACUCAUUCACGUUCUUUAAUUGACUUGUGUCUCUCGGGGUAAUUUUUUAGUCUACUCUUGCUAUUUUCUUAUAACUUAGCGAUUUUAUUGGGGAAGAGGAGGAGGAAGACUUCUUUCUCUUUUUGUGAUUUCUGCCAUCAAUGUUCCUUUGAUGUUAUAAUCUGUGAUAAUAAUUGCUCUGAAACUGUAAUUUAAUUCAUUUGCAACGUCUUGCAAACUUCCAUAGACCAGUAUUGUAGUGUUACAUUGUAUUUACUGUUUAAAUUGAUACUUAUGCGUGUUUAAAAAAAAGAAAAAAAAACUUUUUUCAUAUUUCCAUAGUAA
This is a messenger RNA of Bemisia tabaci, 3602 nucleotides long. It is a transcript of the gene hoe1, whose product is annotated as OCA2 melanosomal transmembrane protein hoepel1. NCBI's taxonomy places the organism in Eukaryota, Metazoa, Arthropoda, Insecta, Hemiptera, Aleyrodidae. Gene Ontology annotation, cellular component: membrane. Gene Ontology annotation, biological process: transmembrane transport. The record is from RefSeq and is a predicted model, not a curated record.